Molecule: messenger RNA, 1037 nt
Organism: Pieris napi
Lineage: Eukaryota; Metazoa; Arthropoda; Insecta; Lepidoptera; Pieridae
Product: keratin, type I cytoskeletal 9-like
Exons: 2
Coding region: 1-957 (318 amino acids)
Source: RefSeq, a predicted model, not a curated record
AUGGGAAAGAAAUGCCUUGUAGUAGUUCUUCUGCUUUGUUCAGUGCUAGUCACUCAAGGAGAUGAAUUUGGUGGUACAAGUAGCAGCUCUGACGCUUUUGGCAAGGCCAAGUCGGGUCUGUUCGGAAGCAAAAGUGACUCUGGAGCUACCGGAACCAGCCGUGGCUCUGGGACUGGACUAGGAGCCGCUUUACGCGGUUCUGGGGGUCUUGGUGGACUAGGAGGAGGCUCGCAAGGAGGUUCUAGUGGAGGAAGUGGUGGUUCCUCUGGGGGCCAAGGUGGUGGUCAAGGCUCCAGUGGUGGCAGCUCUGGUGGUUAUGGUGGUAACUCCGGCGGAUCCGGUGGGAGUUCAGGAGGUUCCGGUGGUGGUUCGGGAGGAUUUGGCAACUCCGGAUCCGGAGGUAGCCAAGGUAAUGGAGGGAGUUCUGGCGGAAACCAAGGAUCGGGUGGAAGUGGUGGUAGUUCUGGUGGAUACGAGGGUAGUUCAGGAGGCAAUGGAGGGAGCUCAGGAUCUAGUGGAAACCAAGGUGGAAGCCAAGGCUCACGCAGUGGGGGGAGUUCUGGAUUCGGUGGAAACCAAGGCUCAAGUGGCAAUGGGGGUAGCUCAGGGGGAUAUGGUGGAAGCCAAGGCUCAGGUGGUAAUGGGGGUAGCUCGGGAGGGUAUGGGGGUAGCCAGGGCUCGGGUGGGAGUGGUGGUGGCUCAGGAGGUUCCUCAGGAGGUUCUGGAGGCUCCAGCGGCCGUAGCUCAGGAGGUUCCGGAGGCUCCAGCGGCGGUAGCUAUGGAGGCAGCCAGGGAGGUUCCUCAGGAGGUUCCGGAGGCUACAGCGGCGGUGGCUCGGGAGGUUCCUCGGGAGGUUCCGGAGGCUCCAGCGGCGGUGGCUAUGGAGGCAGCCAGGGAGGUUCCGGUGGAAACCAGGGAGGUUCAGGUAGCAGAUUUGAUCACAAAUUAGGAAAGUGAUUACCAUGAUUGUCAAACGAUCCAAUAAUAUGUACUCCUGAAUAGAUUACAACGUAAUAAAAAUCUUUUUGUUUAAAAAA